This is a messenger RNA of Aaosphaeria arxii CBS 175.79, 660 nucleotides long. RefSeq names its product DHS-like NAD/FAD-binding domain-containing protein. Gene Ontology annotation, cellular component: mating-type region heterochromatin. Gene Ontology annotation, molecular function: histone deacetylase activity, NAD-dependent; NAD+ binding. The record is from RefSeq and is a predicted model, not a curated record. The annotation marks the transcript as partial. The transcript has a single exon. NCBI's taxonomy places the organism in Eukaryota, Fungi, Ascomycota, Dothideomycetes, Pleosporales. Gene Ontology annotation, biological process: replication-born double-strand break repair via sister chromatid exchange; pericentric heterochromatin formation; regulation of DNA repair.
GUCUAUCACAACAACGCGAGGCUGGAAGCCUUCCACGAGUUCCUACGCGAGGCGUGCGUGCAGGCGUCGGCUUCGAAUCCGACACCCUUUCACCACUGGGUUAAUGCUCUUGCUAGGGACCGCCGUCUAGUCCGUCUCUAUACACAGAACAUUGACGGACUGGAGCUGAGGCUGCCCUAUCUCUUCACCCAAACUCCGUUGACGACCAGCGGGCCGUGGCCCAAUACAAUCCAGCUUCACGGGACUUUGCACUACUCGCAGUGCACAAAGAACGGACACGUUCUGCCCACCGAUCUGUCCCUUUUCGUCGGAAACACGCCACCCGUCUGCCGACUGUGCGAGAUUGCCGAGGAUGAGCGUGUCGCCGCCGGCAAGAGAGGUCGAAACCCUGGGGGACUGCGCCCGCGCAUCCUCCUGUACGACCAGGAGGCCGAUUGGGAGAAUGAGUCCAUCGGCAAAGUUCAUGCACACGAUCUCGAGGCCAUGCCUGAUGCCCUGAUCGUGGCCGGGACGGCAUUGGACGGGCCUGGCGCACGCGACCUGGUGAGAAGCAUGGCCGAGGUUGUCCGCAAAAACAACGGCCUGGCCAUAUGGAUCAACAAGGAGCUACCGAAGCAGAACGUGAUGGCCUGUUUCGACGUGGUGCUUAAGGGAACCUGC